This is a messenger RNA of Drosophila kikkawai, 1341 nucleotides long. It is a transcript of the gene Dera, whose product is annotated as deoxyribose-phosphate aldolase. Gene Ontology annotation, molecular function: deoxyribose-phosphate aldolase activity. Lineage: Eukaryota; Metazoa; Arthropoda; Insecta; Diptera; Drosophilidae. Gene Ontology annotation, biological process: carbohydrate catabolic process; deoxyribonucleotide catabolic process. The record is from RefSeq and is a predicted model, not a curated record. Gene Ontology annotation, cellular component: cytoplasm.
UAGAAAAAUCAACUCACAACGAGUCACAAGUUUGAGUCACUGCAGUGAACUGAUCACAGUUUCGUUAGUCACUAAAAUUAUCAGUUAAUCGCGCCAUCUGGCAACGCUCGCGGAUUGAUAAGAUUUAUGUUUUCGGUUGAGGUUGGGUUUGAUGAAGAUUAGAAGGUCAAGAUCGUUUAGUUAGAGUAUCUUUUGGGUGGACAACAAGCACAGCAGAAUGGAGCAUCAAGGAAUGGAAGUAAACAAGACCCUGCCAUAUGACCCCUCGCUGCUGGUGGUCAACAUCUCGCUACGUCAGAUCGAGGAGAUCGCCAUGACCGUCUCCCAGCGCUGCCAUGUGACCGGUGUCAAUGAGGUUGCCUGGGCUUUGCGUGCUCUCAUGCUCACCGAUCUCACCACCCUGGCUGGCGAUGAUACUGCGGCCAAUGUGCGUCGCCUGUGCCUACGUGCCUGCUAUCCCUUCGAGCCGCAGCUGUUCGACAAGUACUUUGAUCGCUCCCUCAUCCCGGAAAUGCACACGGCCGCCGUUUGCGUUUAUCCCGCCCGGGUCAAGGAUGCCUAUCAGACGCUGCAGCAGUACGAUAUGCUGGACAGGGUGGCUAUAGCCGCAGUGGCCACAGGCUUUCCCACCGGACAGUAUGGUCUACAGACGCGUCUGCAGGAGAUUAGCCAUGCCAUUCUGGCUGGAGCCACAGAAAUUGAUAUAGUGAUCAACCGACAGUUGGCUCUCGUGGGAGACUGGGAGGCUUUGUACAACGAGGUGGUUCUCAUGCGCAGCGCCUGCGGGCAGAAGGCGCAUCUGAAGACCAUUCUGGCCAUUGGAGAACUGGGCACCAUGGAGAAUGUCUAUAAGGCCGCCAUGGUAUGCAUGCUGGCUGGAGCGGAUUUCAUCAAGACUUCCACUGGCAAGGAGACCGUUAAUGCCACCCUGCCCGUUGGCCUGGUCAUGAUCUUUGCCAUUCAGGAGUUCAAGCGACGUACCUGCCAGAUUGUUGGCCUUAAGCCGGCCGGCGGAGUGAGAACAGUUCGCGAUGCCAUUGCCUGGAUGACCUUGGUCAAUGAGACCCUUGGCAUUUACUGGCUACGCCCCGAGAGAUUCCGCUUUGGAGCCUCUGGCCUGCUGGACGAUAUUGAGCGCGUGGUGCGCGAAGGUGUGGCCAAGCUGGAGGCAGAGGAGCAGGCCAAGAAUAUACAACCUCCAGAGGACACUGCUGGCGCCGAGGAGUUCUGCAAGGAGCUGCGCAAGAAAAAGGAGGCAAAGUGAGCCUUAGCCAUCACUCACGCAGAGUGUACCAUAUAUUGUAGCAUUUUUUUACAACUGACUAAAACCUAUAAACAAAA